AUGCCGCCCGCUACGCUCGCCCGCCUCGAGCAGUACACUGCAUGUGAUAUCUCAGACGCCCUUCUCAAGCUCAAGGUUCCCGGGGCAGGAUUCAUCGCAGAUCUCAACCCAUACAGCACCAAAUCGGGUAAGGAUGCCGAUACCCUAACCAUUGCGCCCGUGUCCACCAUUCUGUUCGCCGCCAAGGGCGAGGUUCUCUCCGAACCACAGCCAAACGUCCCCAAAGACACGCACUGGAGCGACGCCACAGAACCGGGUACAUUUGUGGUGAUGAAGCAGCCCUCUGGCCAGACGAACGCCAUCUGCGGCGGCAUCAUGGCCCUCCGCAUGAAGAUGCGAGAUGCAAAGGGCAUCAUUGUCGCCGGCCGCGUCCGAGACGUGCAGGAACUCAAGAGCACCAACCUUCCGAUUCUAGCCCACGGCCUCUCGACAGUCGGGUCCGGGGGCGGCAGCGUCCCGUGGGCCAUGCAAGUACCCCUGGACAUCAACGGCGUCACCGUGUCCCCGGGAGACAUUGCCUUCCAGGACCCCGUCAAUGGCGUCGUCAUCAUCCCCAAAGACAAGGUGGGCCAGGUCCUUGAGAUGCUGCCCAAGCUCAUUGCCGCGGACGACAAGGUCAAGCAGGACGUGCUAAAGGGCAUGUCGGUGUACGACGCGUUCAAGCUCCACCGGGGUACAUGA
Molecule: messenger RNA, 681 nt
Organism: Metarhizium brunneum ARSEF 3297
Lineage: Eukaryota; Fungi; Ascomycota; Sordariomycetes; Hypocreales; Clavicipitaceae
Gene: HMGA
Product: 4-hydroxy-4-methyl-2-oxoglutarate aldolase
Molecular function (GO): 4-hydroxy-4-methyl-2-oxoglutarate aldolase activity; oxaloacetate decarboxylase activity
Source: RefSeq, a predicted model, not a curated record